Molecule: messenger RNA, 237 nt
Organism: Acanthoscelides obtectus
Lineage: Eukaryota; Metazoa; Arthropoda; Insecta; Coleoptera; Chrysomelidae
Source: the annotation of a GenBank genome assembly
CAUCACGCUAUGUGUGAGAAGAAUGGGGGUGGGGGAGGAUGUGAAGUCAUCCUCAUGGAUGAGGCGGUAGAAGAAGAGGAAGAAUGUGAUGAUGUCGCACUCUCGGAGAAAGAAGAAUGUGAGGUGCAUCACAAAGGUGGUCCUGGAACAGCUGGAGUAGGAAACGGUCACGUAUGUCAGAUCAUGAUGGAUGACCCAUGCAUCUUGCACGCUAAUGGUAGUGUCUUUGACAGCUGA